GGGGAGAUGAGGAAACUGUGUUGGUGCGGUUGUGUGUGUGUGUGCGUGUGGGACGGCUCUGCAAAGAAGAGUAAUGGCACAGAAAAUACUAGAUCCACAAGAAACACCCCAGAUCAUCUGCAUUGAGUUCCCAGCUCUUGUUGAAGAUGAGGAAAAAGCUGUGAAAUGCCUUGGUGGCAUGGACAAUAUUAACAAGGUGAUCGCAGAUCCGGGCAACCGGCGCAUGGAGCUGCGCUUCCGGCCCGACGACGUGUUCUGCAAGCCGACCUGCACCGAGCCCAAGGACACGCAAGGUCUUCUGCUUCGAGUGAAAUGCCGUAGAAAGAAGAACUCAACAGAACCUCCAGUCUUCAGCACAGAACUGCUUGGUGUUCUUGGAAGCACUUUCAGGUUUACCAACAUGUGCGACUUCCAGUUCCUGCCGAUGGACGAGACUGGCAAGUCGAUAUACGACCAGGUGGUGCCGACCUCCUGCCUGGACACGGAGUACCCGAACCGGCAAGCCCCACUGUUCGUGCCGCCGGUGGCGUUCUCCAGGGUGGAUACGCCGCAGAACUACUGCUACCGCCGGCCUCCCACCAACCGCCUGAUGAACGGGCCGCUGCCGGAGGGACGCCGGCGCCGCCGCUACGGCGCCCAGGCCGUCUCGCACCUGCAGCCGAACAUGCCGCAACAGCCGCUGGUCGACCGGCGCACGUUCGAGGAGCGCGUGCGCAUCCGCGGCCUGCUCGGCGACCUCAGCCAGCUGAAGCAGCUGUUCGAGGAGCGACCGGUGAUGUCGCGCGCGCUCAUCUACUUCCGCAUGGGCGGCACCAAGGACCGGCUCAAGUACCUGCUGCCGCUGGCCGCCUACUACUUCAAUACGGGCCCGUGGCGUAACAUGUGGGUGCGGCUGGGUUAUGACCCACGCACCGACCCGCACGCCUGGAAGUACCAGAUCAUCGACUACCGCACGCGCAGCGCCGUGUUGAAAAACAAGAUGGCGCUAAAGCGAGCCCUCAGCGUCGUGCCCUACCGCUCUGUGAACGCUUCCAAACACAAGAUGUCCUCCAUCAACGCGAAGAACUUAGAGGACGUCGAGAAGGCCAAGGAGGAGCCGCGCAUCGACACGGACUUCGCCUUCCGUCCCGGCAUGGUGCCCACGGCGCGCCAGAUCUUCUACCAGUACUGCGACAUCGAGGUGCCCGAGGUGAGCAAUGUUCUGGCGGAGGCUCCCACCUCGACCUACUCGCCGGAACUCGGCUGGAUCCGAUCGGGCACGGAGGAGCACGUGCGCACCAUCAUCACCUCCCACGUGGACGCCUUCGUGGCCAGCAACUCCGCCGAUGGCGGGGCCGGUGACCUGUCUGACCUCUCCGACGCCGACGACCCGGACGUCGCCGAGGAGCCCGACACCGACGACAGCGACGAGGACGGCGAUGCCGACGGCGCCGGCGUCGACGGCACCUGAGCGCGCGGUGACGUCACGUGAGAGGGCGCUACCGGCCGUUUCUUCUGCUGUGGAAAGCUGCGCCAUGGGCCGUGGAUAUGGGACAACGUUUUACACGAAAGAAAGCGCUCCAAACGCGACACCUGGCGUACGUGUUCGGUACUGCGCACCGAAACUGCCAUUUGCAGUGUGGAAUCUUACGCGACACAGUAUUGUUGUGGAGGCGAGCGUUGCCUGAGGAUCUCAUGUCUACAUUGGUUCAUGUCGCCGAAUAGCUGGACCGCAACGCUGUACGUCUUCCUCCCUUGUCCCGCUGCGUGCUACCCACGCGAGCAGAUGAGCUUAUGCUGCAGUUGACCUCCGGCCGAAAAUGGCUGUGGUCACAGGCCCAUGUGGGGCAAAGUUUGUUUGUCGACAUACGCAUUCAUGAGUGUUGGUGCUGUGGUUCAUGCGUGUGUCCAGCGAUUCCAGCAGCGGGUUGUUGCCGAGCGAAGGCGUGUGGACCGCGUCAGCUCGGACCGGUGGACUGUGCCGUGUCUCCCCGCCGCUGCCGUUUCUCUGCCCCGGCUGCUGCGCGCCGGGCGGAUUGAAGGCCGGUACAAGGUGACGUCACCGUGGACUGGUGACGUCACCGCGGAGAGCGCCGCCAUCCGCGGCCCUGGCGUGGUCCAGCAGGCCGCCUGUGUGGGCCGCCGUCCACAUCUGCCGCCGGUUAGCUGAACAGCGUGUGACGUUCGGUGGGACCGUGUCCGCUGCAGUCACGCAUCAAUGCCUGUCAAUAUAUGUGAGUCUGCGCUG
This is a messenger RNA of Pollicipes pollicipes, 2227 nucleotides long. It is a transcript of the gene l(2)37Cd, whose product is annotated as general transcription factor IIIC subunit l(2)37Cd. NCBI's taxonomy places the organism in Eukaryota, Metazoa, Arthropoda, Thecostraca, Pollicipedomorpha, Pollicipedidae. The record is from RefSeq and is a predicted model, not a curated record. Gene Ontology annotation, biological process: transcription initiation at RNA polymerase III promoter. Bases 74 to 1450 code for a protein of 458 amino acids. Gene Ontology annotation, cellular component: transcription factor TFIIIC complex. Gene Ontology annotation, molecular function: RNA polymerase III type 2 promoter sequence-specific DNA binding; RNA polymerase III type 1 promoter sequence-specific DNA binding. The transcript has 11 exons.